Messenger RNA from Protobothrops mucrosquamatus (brown spotted pit viper), 512 nucleotides. Its product is annotated as dystonin-like. Gene Ontology annotation, molecular function: structural molecule activity; microtubule binding. The record is from RefSeq and is a predicted model, not a curated record. The transcript has 3 exons. Gene Ontology annotation, biological process: intermediate filament cytoskeleton organization; cytoplasmic microtubule organization; hemidesmosome assembly. The annotation marks the transcript as partial. NCBI's taxonomy places the organism in Eukaryota, Metazoa, Chordata, Lepidosauria, Squamata, Viperidae. Gene Ontology annotation, cellular component: intermediate filament; cytoplasm; membrane.
AAGCUCAAAAAGGAACUGGAUCGACUCAAAGAUGAUUUGGAAACAAUCACAGAUAAAUGCAAUGAUUUCUUCAGCCAAGCUGCUGGUUCCCCUUCGGUCCCAACUCUGCGCUCUGAACUUAAUCUUGUCAUUCAGAACAUGAAUCAGGUUUAUUCCAUGUCUUCCAUUUACAUAGAAAAGUUAAAAACCGUAAAUUUGGUGCUCAAAAACACUCAAGGAGCUGAAACUCUAGUAAAACAGUAUGAGACUAAACUUUGUGAGGAAGACCCAUUAACUGCUGACAAGAGCAAUAUUGAGAACCUGAUGGGCACACUGAAGCAAUGGAGAGCUGAAGUUGAUGAAAAAAGAGAAGUAUUCCAUGCCUUAGAAGAUGAACUCCAGAAAGCGAAAGCAAUUAGUGAUCAGAUGUUUAAAACACACAAGGAACGUGAUCUUGACUUUGACUGGCACAAAGAGAAAGCAGAUCAGUUAACGGAGAGGUGGCAAAAUGUUCAUUCUCAGAUUGAAAACAG